This is a messenger RNA of Haemonchus placei, 237 nucleotides long. The record is from the annotation of a GenBank genome assembly. Lineage: Eukaryota; Metazoa; Nematoda; Chromadorea; Rhabditida; Trichostrongylidae.
AUGUUAUCGUUACGAUUAGUCGGUCCUUUACGUACUGGAUCAUCAUUCUUAGCCCGUCGAUCGAUCACUACCUAUGUGGCGUCGUCACCUGGCCGAGCAUCAAUUAGGCUACGAUUACUGGCUGUCGCAACAGGAGCAGGAUUGUACACAGCUUUGCAUUUAAAAAGAGUGCACUGUGAAGCUCUUUUGGAAGAUCCGUGGCUGCUAACUCCACACGUGGUUGGUGCUAUGUAUUAA